This is a messenger RNA of Penicillium antarcticum, 1503 nucleotides long. Its product is annotated as putative FAD-dependent oxygenase. The transcript has 4 exons. Gene Ontology annotation, molecular function: FAD binding; oxidoreductase activity. The record is from RefSeq and is a predicted model, not a curated record. Bases 1 to 1503 code for a protein of 500 amino acids. NCBI's taxonomy places the organism in Eukaryota, Fungi, Ascomycota, Eurotiomycetes, Eurotiales, Aspergillaceae.
AUGCGUUUGCAGGUUGUCACUGCUGUGGCCAUCUGGGCUGUUGUCUCGGCCUGUCAGAGCCUUCCUGGCACUCGAACAAUUUGGUCUCGCGAUACCGACUAUAAAGAGCUCAGCGAGAAGCUAUCCCCCUCCGCCAAGGCUUACUAUCCUGGUUCGGAUGAUUUCGAGCAGGCUAACACUCGAUGGUCGAAUUUGGAAGUCCCCACUGUGAACAUUGUCAUCGUUCCUGGCACUGAGCACGAUGUCGUCGAGACAGUGAAAUUCGCCAACAAGAAAGGAUUGCCUUUCCUGGCUUGGAAUAGUGCCCAUGGAGCCAUCACCACCCUGGGACAAAUGGACAGCGGGAUCGAGAUCUACUUGGACCAGCUCAGUGGUGUCAAGAUCGCCGAGGAUGGCAAAACUGCUACCAUUGCUGGUGGAACCAAGUCUAAGCUGAUAACUGACACCCUGUGGGCUGCUGGAAAGCAGACUGUCACUGGUGCUUGCGAAUGUGUCGGCUACAUUGGACCCGCAUUGGGUGGUGGCCACGGCUGGCUUCAGGGCCGCCACGGUACUAUUGGUGACCAAUUUGAAUCUGCGAAUAUCGUGCUUGCCAACGGCACUCUUGCCACCAUCGACUCCAGCUCGGACCUUUGGUGGGCGAUCAAGGGUGCCGGCCACAACUUCGGCAUUGUCACCUCUGUCACCUCCAAGAUCUAUGACAUAGAGCACAAGGAUUGGGCCAUUGAGAUUCUCACAUUCAGCGGCUCAAAGGUCUCAGAUCUCUACGAGGCUGUCAACACUCAUCUCCUCAAGAACGGCACCCAGCCCACUGAUCUCAUCAACUGGUCCUACUGGGUUAACAUUCCCUCUGCAGAUGCUAAUAACCCCGUCAUCCAAAUUCUCAUUAUCCAAGAAGGAGUAAAGACCGUCGACUCCAGCUAUACUGCUCCCUUCCACUCCCUGAACCCCAUUACCAAAGAAGUUCACAACGGCAGCUACACCGAUCUCGCAAAAUGGGUCGGUAUCACCACGACUGAUGGACCCUGCCAGAAGAACGGAGCCAUGAACCCGCGGUUCCCCAUUUACCUCGAGACAUACAACGUCAACGCGCAGAAGAAAGCCUUCGAGACAUUCUCCGAGGCUAUCCGCGGCGAUUCUAUCUUCAACGGUUCCUUGUUCACCUUCGAUGGAUACUCCAUACAAGGUGUGAGGGCCAUCGACGAAAAGAGCACCGCUUUUGCCUUCCGUGAUCAAAACGUCCUCACCGCGCCUUUGAUCACCUACAUGCCUGACGGCCCCGAGCUGGAUGAGAAGGCCGCCAAGCUGGGCAACCAGCUCCGACAGAUUCUGCACGAAGGUACUGGACGCGAACAUAUCCCUGCCUAUGUUAACUAUGCCAAUGGCGAUGAGGGCCCAGAGCAGUGGUAUGGCAGUGAGACCUGGAGACAGAGCAAGUUGCAGAGUUUGAAGCAGAAGUAUGAUCCUCAUGGGAUGUUCAGCUUCUAUGGGCCCAUUGCUUAA